Molecule: messenger RNA, 453 nt
Organism: Drosophila miranda
Lineage: Eukaryota; Metazoa; Arthropoda; Insecta; Diptera; Drosophilidae
Exons: 2
Coding region: 30-218 (62 amino acids)
Source: RefSeq, a predicted model, not a curated record
ACGACCAACAGUCGUUGGUUGCCACUAAGAUGUGGAUGAUCCGUUGCGCUCCGCUGCUCGCCUGCUUCUUUGUGCUUGUAUGUCUUUCCUCUGUGGCGGCCAGCCCCACAUGGAGCUUUGACCAAGUCGGCGGCUACUUGAAUGGCAUUUUGCGCUCCGUCCUCGGGCCCCUUUUCGGGUUUGGAAACGACAUGUACAACACCACCACCUUUCUUUAGCCUAUGGGUCCUCUUACCGCACCAGACCGAAGGGAACCGGCAGCUUCUCAACAAUAUCCACAACGCAGUCACCCAGGUUCUUCAGCAGAUACUGGGCCGCAUAAAAACCGGCUGGUCCGGCGCCCACAAUGCAUAUCCGUUUGGUGGGCGUCUCACUGUGGAUUAUUUGCUGUCUUACAGAACUCGUGUAAAAACCACGCCUACAGAUAUUCAGUAAAUUAGAGGUCAUGUCUAA